AGAAAGAAAUUUAUUAAAGAAAAAGAAUCUAGUACAAUUUUGUUAGUGUAAAAAAUAAAUAAGGAAUGAGGAACUUGUACGUUUUCCGUUAAAUUUUUGCAAAAACUAUUACAUUUCAUUAAACUACCCCUCGGAUUAGGUCGAAACUAUACAUCAUAAUAAGGUAUUAUGAUCUAGAAUAGUAAAAUUAAAUGUUUCGAAAGAAAACAUUAAUCCACAAAAAAUAACAACAAAAAGAAAAAAAGUUUCCGAGAAAAUUAACGGAACGCGUAACUAAAGUUUGAAAAAACAGGUAGAUUAUUUCUUGAAAAAAUGAGUAAUUUCUCUUUGGGUGAUAACAACGCUCAGUCAAUUGCAAUUCAGAAAGCCAGACAAAUCGCUGCCAAACUUCAAUUAGCCGCCCCAAAUAAGCGACCAAACGACGACGACGACAACGAACCACGCGCAAAAAGAUUUAGUAGUGGUUCCGAUUCCUCAAUGAGUCCAGCAAAUUUACAACAAGCACAGCAAGCAGCUGCUCAAUUAGCUGCUCGUUUUAGUCAGCCAAACUAUCAGCAGAACGUGCAACCUAAUUUAGAAGCUGUUGAGAGAGCAAAGCUACUUAUAAAUAAAUUCGUUCCCCAGGGACAGGCUGGUGGAUCACCAAAUUACGAAAAUAGCCAAGGAGGAGGUGGAAAUGGUCCAGCAAGACCAGGUUUUGGUGCUAAUAGUUGUACAGAGAUGAUGAUCCCCGGAUCAAAAGUUGGUUUAAUUAUUGGCAAAGGUGGACUGACAAUUAAGCAGCUACAAGAGCGUACUGGUGCCAAAAUGGUCAUCAUUCAAGACGGUCCAAAUCAAGAGAUGGAAAAACUUCUGAAAAUUUCAGGAGAUCCACAAAAAGUUGAUCAUGCAAAGCAGCUUGUUUUUGAACUUCUACAAGAUAAAGGAAAUGAUCAGCCUAAUAGAAAUCAAAAUCAGAGAAGCAUGCAAGAUCAUGGUGGUGCUUAUUUCAAUGCUGGACGAGGUGGUGAUGGUGGAGGAGGCGGUGAUCAAUUUGAAAUUGUCAUACCUAAAGUUGCAGUUGGAGUUGUAAUUGGUAAGGAAGGCAGCAUGAUCAAAAAGAUUCAAUCCGAUACUGGCUGCUCAAUGAAGAUUCUUCAGACAAAAGGCGAUGAGCCGGGUGACAGAAUAUGCACCAUUCAAGGUACAAAGCAGCAAGUUGAUGAAGGCAAGAUUAUGAUUGAGGAACUGAUUGACAGUGUACUUCGUAGAAAUAGUGAAGGAGGUGGCGGUCGAGGAGGUGGGGGAAAUGAUAAUUGGUCUAAUAAUCGAUCAGGAGGAGGUGGUUCAAAUUUCCAACAACAACAUCAUCAACAAAGCCAGUCUUCCUCAAUGGGUGGCGUUCAAGUUCAACAAUAUGAAUUCACUGUUCCGUCCAAUAAAUGCGGUAUCAUAAUUGGACGUGGUGGUGAUACCAUCAAGCAGAUUAACCAACAAAGUGGAGCCCACUGUGAAAUGGACCGAAAUAAGUCAGCAAAUCAGAUGGAUGAAAAAACUUUCUCAAUUAAAGGCGAUCAACAUCAAGUUGAGGAAGCAAAGAGACUCAUUCAAGAUAAGAUCAACAUGGAUAUUGAUUUGCAAUAUGUAGGAACAGCAACCGUUAGUCAACCUGCAAAACAGUUUAAUGCUCAGAAUCCUCAGAGCCAAUGGGGUGCUUCAGCUGGUGGAUACAAUCAAGGUCAAGCUGCUCAAAUGCCCGGACCAGGAGCAGGACCACAAGGAGGAGCUGGACAAUCUGAUUAUUCAUUACAUUGGAUUCAAUACUAUAGAUCUAUGGGAAUGCAUCAACAAGCGGAUGCAAUUGAAGCUCAAAUGAAGGCUCAAGCGCAAAGUGCACCUGCAAAUCCACCACAGCCACAAGCUCCAACAGCAGCACCAGGCGGAGGAGGAGAUAGCCAAGGUGAUUAUAGACGCGAAUGGGCAGCUUAUUAUCGUCAAAUUGGUCAAGUUGCUGAAGCUGAAGCUAUUGAACGACAAAUGAAAAGCGGUGGACCAGGAAACGGUAAUCCAUUAAGCUUCCAAGCACCCGGUGGGGCUGGAAAUAUGCAACAACAGCCACAACAACAACAACAACAACAAUAUGGCCAGCAGUAUGGAGCCAAUUACCAACAAUAUCAAUAA
This is a messenger RNA of Chironomus riparius, 2160 nucleotides long. NCBI's taxonomy places the organism in Eukaryota, Metazoa, Arthropoda, Insecta, Diptera, Chironomidae. The record is from the annotation of a GenBank genome assembly.